Cyprinodon tularosa is the source of this 1808-nucleotide messenger RNA. RefSeq names its product adenosine receptor A1. The record is from RefSeq and is a predicted model, not a curated record. Lineage: Eukaryota; Metazoa; Chordata; Actinopteri; Cyprinodontiformes; Cyprinodontidae. Gene Ontology annotation, biological process: G protein-coupled adenosine receptor signaling pathway. Bases 251 to 1237 code for a protein of 328 amino acids. The transcript has 2 exons. Gene Ontology annotation, cellular component: synapse; membrane; dendrite. Gene Ontology annotation, molecular function: G protein-coupled adenosine receptor activity.
AGGAGUGGUGAUGCAGUACUACUGAGUCCCUCACUAGAUUUCGAAAUUGAUGCAGAAGAGUGAUCGUUAAGGGUGUCUUUACGGGCACUUAAUACGGCAAGAGAAAAGUUAUUUCCUAGCUGAACAACCAGUCUACUGGAAGAUGUUUUUGCUGAGGGAUAACACAAAGGGGACAGAAGAAGCUUCUGCAACUUAUUUACCUUCUUUUACAACCUGAUCAAGAUAAAACAGAUACCUGAAGCUAAAAAAAAUGUCCUCACCAGGUGUUGAGAAACAGGAGCAUAUGGAUGUGGUGUACAUCUCCAUUGAGGUAGCCAUUGCUGUGGCCUCUGUCCUAGGAAAUGUACUUGUUGUGCUUGCAGUUUAUGUGAAUCGGGCUCUCCGGGACACCACCUUCAGCUUUAUUGUGUCUCUGGCUGUGGCUGACAUAGCUGUUGGAAGUUUGGUUAUCCCUCUGGCCAUUGUUAUUAGUCUGGGAUUCAGUACCCAGUUCUACACCUGCCUUAUCCUCUCAAGCCUGGUGCUGAUCAUCACCCAGAGCUCUAUCCUGUCACUCCUGGCCAUAGCCAUAGACAGAUAUCUGCGCAUAAAAAUUCCUACAAGGUACAACGACAUAGUGACCCAGGGAAGGGCGUACAUGGCGGUUUGCAUGUGCUGGAUCCUGUCCUUCCUUAGUGGAUUGGUUCCAUUGGUUGGCUGGAACAACCAAAGCAGCAGGAACCUCAGCAACUCCAGUGAGAUAGUUUGUAAAUUUAAAACUGUUAUCCGGAUGGACUACAUGGUGUACUUUAACUUCUUCGUCUGUGUGGUGGUGCCACUGAGCUUGAUGAUCAUCUUGUACGGGGAGAUCUUCCGAGUCAUCCGGCAGCAGCUAAACCGCCGUGCAGAAGCUACUUGUGAUAGAGAACGAUACUACAGAAAGGAGCUAAAGCUUGCCAAGUCACUGGCCCUGGUGGUUUUUCUUUUUAUCAUGUGCUGGAUGCCAAUACACAUUAUUAACUGCAUUGAUUUCUUUUGUCCCUACUAUGAAAUACCAAAGUUUGCUGUGUAUAUAGGAAUUUUUAUGUCUCAUGUAAACUCUGCACUAAACCCAAUGGUUUAUGCAUUCAGAAUGAAGCGGUUUCGUCAAACACUAAUCCUAAUAACUCGCCGCUGCAUGUUAUGUAAGGAUACAAUGGCCACUACAUACCCUAGCAGCACUAUAGAAGCAAAUGAUAAAAUGACUGUAAAUCUAUAGCAUUUGAAGACUGUUACUUGCUACACAAAAACCACCAGAAACGUCUGGAAAAGCAAAAAUUAAUGCAACGGCUGUUGGGUUUUUUUUUCUAACCCUUUGGAAGGGUCUAGCCUACCAAACUAUGCUAACACAGCUUUACUGUGGCAGUAUGAGGGGGCAAUUUUGAAAGCAGCACACACAUCAAGUUUAAAAUGAUGUUGAUACAUUGUUUUGGGUAAAGUUAAGCCCCUAUAUAUUUUUUUUACUUACAAAAUCAGCUAACAUCUACUUUGUUUGACAAGAAAAACAUAUUUAAAUCAAUGAAUAAAUCAGUGUUAUGUAUGUAUUGAAAUAAUUUUUUAAGGGACAAUGACAAGACUAGAAAUAUAUAAAAAUGUCUUUAUGGAAAUCAUCUUUAUUUCAAAAAACCUCUUCUAAACAGUGCUGCUUCAACACAGGAAAUGUAAUUCAAAUUAUUAAAUGAGCCACAAAAGUGAAGAACUGAGUGAGAAAGUAUUUGCAUCUUUUUUUUUUAUGUGUAUGUCAUUUUCUUUUUAAUGCCUUGUUCCAUAUAAUGUGAAAUAUUUUAUAA